Messenger RNA from Oenanthe melanoleuca, 2053 nucleotides. Its product is annotated as inositol 1,4,5-trisphosphate receptor-interacting protein-like 1. The coding region runs from base 17 to 1675 and encodes 552 amino acids. Gene Ontology annotation, cellular component: membrane. NCBI's taxonomy places the organism in Eukaryota, Metazoa, Chordata, Aves, Passeriformes, Muscicapidae. The record is from RefSeq and is a predicted model, not a curated record. The transcript has 2 exons.
GCUUGGGCAAGCGACCAUGAUUUCCAUAGUAGUGCUUUUUGUGCUCCUGAAAAGCCUCAUCCACUACCCGCAGCUCGUGGGUGAUGCUUGGGAGGAGGAAAUACGUCUGCGCAUGGAAGUGCGUGCCAAGCAGCUGGAAUGGGAGAGGAUUCGGCUGGAGCAGGAGCUGGAGCAGCUCAGCCUGAAGCAUGUGCAGCUCAUGGGGGUCUUGCAGCCAUUAGCACUUGGUGUGCUUGUGGCCCUUGUCUUGGUGCUAUGGUCAAUGGCGUGCAAAAUGAGCCAGAGGAGAGAAGAGUAUGAAGAUGAAAACAAUGGUGAAAAUGAAGAGGAAGUCAGAAAUGGGGAUGCAAAUGGAGAAGGCGAUGUUGGAAAUGCAGAAGAUGAUGAUGCGAAUCGGGAGGAAGAUAACAAUGAUGAUGGCAAUGUACAGGAAGAUGGUAACGUUGCUGCAAAUGGAGAGGAUAAUAUGGAAAAUGAAGUUGUUCAUGAGGCGGCAGAUGCAGAAAACAAUCAUGUUGCACUUAUAGUCUAUGAAGGGAACGAUUCUAAUGAUAACAUUGGAAGAAUUCUUAUGGAACGCAUACAGUGGCCUACACAGAACCUACAGAGAGGCUGCGAGUGGACAAAAAACCUCAUGGACAAUUAUGCACUUUACUUUGGACACGUCUUAUCCAACAGCUUCUACCCAGGCCUGCAACGAGCCAUCGGGGUGGGCAGCGCCUUCGAAGGUUGGAGUCCCCGAGAGCAGGAUGUUGUGUACCAGGUGCUCAUACCCAUGACUCCUCCUCGAGGCCACAGCUUCCACCUGGAGCUGGACUCUGCAGAGCACAGGCACGUCAGGAACUUCCGUGUCCGCGUGCAGCUGGAGUGCACCUGCAGCAAGGAGCAGCAGGCUGAGAACAUGCUGUGCUUCCUGCACCAUCCCGAGGAGGAGCUGAGGAGCAAUCAGGAUCCCAGCCUCCUGGACACCCUGUGCACCAACUCCUACCUGGAUGUGCAGAAAACUGCCCGCUGGUUCUACCAGCUGGUGAGAGCCAUCUGGCCAGCUCUGCCUCAGUCACACAACUGGCAUUUAAAGCUGCUGCCCUCCAGACGCUCCUGCCAAUUCCAGGUGAGCAAUGGCAGAGAAAGCUUCAGGAUUGAGAUGCUGUUUGGGGUGCAAAGAGGCGACUCCGACAUCUUUGUGAGCAGCCAGCCUAGAGAGGCCCACACCCAAAGCACAGCCUGGCCUGAGACCUAUGCUGUGGCCGAGAUGAAGUUCUUCCAGCACAUUGCUAAUCAGGCUCCCAGUGACAGUUUGCACCUCAAAUGCCUGCAGUUCUUCACCCGCCUUCUGCUGGGCUUCAGCUUUUCCACCUACUCCAUGAAGACCAUUGUCAUGCACCUGCUCAAUGUGGUGCCCGUGUCACAGUGGCGCAGGAGAGAUUUGCUGCAGCGACUGCUUAAUAUCAGCAAGAGUCUGCGCGUGUGUGUGCAAGCAAAACGCCUCGACCACUUCAUUGUGGGGAACCAGAGGCUACCUCAGGACAUCCUUUUACCCCCAGAUCUUCAAAGGGCUCAGCCAUACAAUCUCUUCCAUCACAUGGCAGAGGAACCAUCCGCACACAUCCAGGCCAUAAAUGAGUACCUGGUACUGCAAAAGUGGUUCAAAAGAAUCCUUCUCGGUGAGCAGUGAAUGAAUGUGCCAAUGCACAGAGCUGUGUGCUGCUCACAGCUGGCACCAAGGCACCUCAUCAUACAAAUGUGAUGCUUUGAGGAGAAGAGGAUGCAAAGGCUCUGGUGAAGGCCAACAGCCUCUCCUGUUGCUUCAGAAGGUGGAGUGCCACAGGAGGGUUUAUUCUGCCACCUGGUAUCAUUCCAUUUUCCAAAAAAGGCACACAGAUCUACAUUAAUCCCUUCUGGAAUUUCCCCCCUCCUGAGAAUGCAAGUGAAGAUAGAACAUGCCGUACACGCAGGGCAAAAGUCACCAAACCCCACCUGUAACAGGCACUUGUUCUUGGCCUUUGAGAAGCGCCAAAAUUUAAAGCAUGAAAGAAGCGGGAAUGUGGGACAG